Molecule: messenger RNA, 4365 nt
Organism: Blastomyces dermatitidis ER-3
Lineage: Eukaryota; Fungi; Ascomycota; Eurotiomycetes; Onygenales; Ajellomycetaceae
Exons: 2
Coding region: 1512-3488 (658 amino acids)
Source: RefSeq, a predicted model, not a curated record
AUCUAAUCAAACUAUCCUGGCCUUGAGCAUUGGCGGGAGGGGCAAUCAACCAAUCAUCGGUGACUAACCCGCGAUGUUAUGGAGCCUUUGGAACCCUCAGCCAAUCGACAGCGUGGACAUCCGUUUAGUGGUGUUGGCACACCGUUAUUUGGGCCCACUUAACCCUUUUCUGACUUCCGGGCGAAAUCCGCGCUAAGCCAGUCUAAUUGAGGCUAACUCCUGCUUUUCAAUUCAAUUCUUCCUCGAACAGUUCUUCUUCAGCCCAACCUUCAUCAAUAACACUGUGGAACGACGACGAGGACGAGGGCACGAUAACGACCGCACCACGCUUCCUCUGUGUGUCUACAGCAGACAAUUGUCUCUCCUUUCGAUUUUUAGAAUUCUCUCUUCAGUGCUCUCGUCACUUCUCCCCGUCUCUGGAGUUUCUCUUCUUCGCCUUGCCCCUGUGGCAGGAUGAUUUGCAUUGAGGAAUAAGAAGCCGAAGCGUGGUUUGCCUGGGAUAACCCAAUUAGAAUAUUAAAUAUUAAAUAUAAGCCUGUCGUUUGCCGCAAAACACACAAAAGACUUUUCUUUUCCGCCCCAGAUUUCGAACUGACAGCAAACGCUUCUGUCUGCAUUUGUGGUGUGAUCAGCGGACUUUUGUCAACGACAACGUUGUUCGCACUCUGAUAUUUGUCUCGUUCUUUUCAAACCCAGCUUAUCUGUUAAUCAGGUGGAUGCAACACCUAUCAUCGUCAUUCGUUUCUCCAAAGGGCCUUGCGCUCAUUUUUCCAAUCCACAUGCAACUUCGUCAGUCUGAUGACUGACGUCCAUUCUUUCAUUCAAUAACUUUGACGAUACUAUCCUGUCGCGGCCCUCUCAUUUCGUUCCUCCAGCCGACCGCCAUCCACUCCUUCCUGUUUUUUCUAGUCCGCUUAGACGAUUUGCUCGCCCCAACGCGAAAUAGUAAAUACAAGCACGCGAAUUCAAUUACGUCUUGCUUGAAGCAAUCCAUUCGCUCUCGUUUCCCUUUUCUUGUAUCCCUUUAGCCAGGCCGAUAUAUCACGCAUUGCUUCAAUCGGAUAUAUUAUCUCACGCUCCCUUAUACCGCAUUCAAUGCGCAAUCUUGUCCAGGAAGACUGAGAUCAGCUCAUUUCCCAUCGUUCACUUUACACGACUUAGCCAUCUCGUCACAGGGAGUCGGUACAUAGAUCCACCUUCGUUUCUUGGACGCGACCCUAGGCGGUCCUAGCUGUUUUUUUAGGAUUGAUCACUUUUCUUCACUAUUACUUUUUAUUGCCCACUUGUGGGAUACCAUUUUGGACUGGCUUCCUUCCUGCGGCCCAUUACUUUGCUUAGCGACAAUUAAUGCGCAUAUCUUGAACGACGAUUAUUUCACUCGUUGAUUCUUUUACUAAACGAAAAAACGGAGAAACCGAGAACCGGACGAAUUUGGAAAGGGAUAAAGAAAAAAGGAUUUUUUUUUCGGCAGGUUAGCGUAGGGGAGAGCUAGGAGCUUCAAGCUCACAGAUAUGGGUCAUCAUGGGAGGAGACGCUGGAGGCACAAUGGUGCACAUCUGAAAGUCAGGUCGGCUUUGGGUGCAGGAAAUGCACUUGUUGGGGCAGCUGUCGGACACAAAGACGGACCCAGGGGCGAUAGGGAAGCUACGUUGGAGCCAUAUGAGAACAUUGAUGAAAUCACUGCCGCGGUUGUGAAAGUUGACGAAAGAGGACGUUUUCUGGGGCGUUCGAAUCUAAACGAUUUACGAGCACGUCAAGCCCAAGGAGGCUCUGGAAAUGCAGAUGUUGUUGUUUCAACUGUAAUUCACGUUGUUCUCGAGAAUGGAUCUACGGUUGGGAAGUUCACAGUCCCUACGUUACCCGCGACUAUAUCGAACUCCGAUCUAGGACAAGUCACCAUUCUCGCAGAGACCAAUUCCCCAAGCGUUGUGCCCACCGCUCCACCUAACAAUGCCCCAAUCGGCCCUACUCCCUCGCCUGCAACUUCUGAGCCUAAUUCUAGUGUUCCUGGAAACGGAGCAACCCCGCAGCCUACCCCCAGUGAUCCUCCUGUUAAUUCCCCAACGGAUCCUACCUCAUCUAUUCCCGAUUCUAGCACCCCAUCUUCCGACUUGCCCACAUCAACUACCGAUAUGUCGCUCUCGGGUUCUACCUCUACCUUUACCUCUAGCCCAGUGGCGGAUUUCCCGGCGCCUUCUCCCUCAUCAGUAUCAUCAACAUCCAUUACUGAGAAUGUCAGGCGACCCACCUUCAUUGUAUUGCCUAUUUCAACUAGCACUACCUCGUCGGUAUCGAUACCACCUGGAGCCCACAUCGGGCUUUUACCAUCGGAGUCAUCGCAACCGCUGUUGCCAAGCACAACGUCCAGUUUUUCUGAUACAUUCCUACCAAUCUUACCAUCGUCAUCCGCUUUAUUGGUUUCGACAUCAUCGACAUACCCAUCAUUAUCAAUUACUAGCAGCACGGCGUCAACCUCAUCGAGUUCUGCGGCAAGCUCAAAAUCUGCUCUAAAGACUACUACUUAUGCCGGUGGUUUUGGCGGCGGCCGUGAAGGAGGCGGUGGAGGCGGGGGCGGAGACCCAACUGCCACCACCAGCCCAGGUGGUAUGCCUACUUUUGCAGGCGGUAGUCCUGCUGAUGCAUCCAGCUCUUCCAACGUCCCGACAAGUAAAGUUGUUGGUGGUGUGGUUGGUGGGGUUGCCGGCAUCGUUCUACUUAUAGCAGUGGCCCUCCUACUUCUGCGAAACCGGAAACGAAAAACUGAUCCUUCCGGCGGUCUCACGGCAGAGGACCAAGGAACAGCUGCAAUAUUACAUACAGGUGUGGAAGGACUGAUGUCGGAGCGCUCUGUUAGCGGAGGAAGUACUUUAGGCGCCGCAGCUCUCUUCAGCAAAUGGAGAAAUUCCCACCAAUCCACCAGGAGUUUCGAACCACCACCUAGCAGCGAACGAGGGUUUCAGAAAGUCUCAGGGAGGAAAAUCACAUCAGUGCUAGAAUCUGGUGGUGAUGGAUAUGACGACCCUUUCGGCGUUAAUGGAGAGAAACUCUAUUACGAGACGACCUCUGCUGCUGGUGCUGUGGCUAAAGAGACCGGUUCGCGGACAACGAGCUCCCAUUUUAUCCCUCCGUCUUCCUCAAGCUUUCAACCCCGACCAACCCUCUCUCGCAUCCGGAUAUCGCGAAGUGCGUCACCGAUUGCACAAGCACUCCACACCCCGCCACUCGGCCGACCACCCUCUCAAGAGAGUGACUCUUCCGCACAUGUCGUUUUCCGUCCGUCACCCGCGCGAACCCCGCUAACCAGUUCAGCGGAUGUCACCACAACGACGACACUGAGUGCCCCUGGCUCAAUUGCUCUGCACCCCCCGCCACAUCAGUCGCUACCACGAUUACCUGUCCAUCGACGGGUUUCUGUCCAAGAUGCGAUAGGAAGGAGUAUAGCUAGUUCCGAUGGUAGUCGUACUAGUCGAUUUACUGAGGCGAUUUAAUCAAAACAACGAAUGGAUUUUCUUCCAAGGAUAUAUUUAUGUUAUCUCUUAAUUUUUUUACAUCUCAAUUUAUAUCUGAGAUGGCAAUAUAUGUUAAUUUCGGUUGGGUGUUAUGAUAAUAUAUGUACUAAACUAGGCAGAGGUGCUUUCAAGAGUAAAAUAAGACUCGCACUAAUGUAUCAUCUGCCCGCUUCAUCAUCCCCUUGAGCUAAAGUUCCUUUGAGUAUUUUCUUGACGUCGCCAAAUUAAUGUCCGAAUUACCUGUUUUUUUCUCGGCCACGCCUGAUGUAUGCUCGGUUUUGUUUUCCAUCCGCUAAACCGUCUCAUUUACCCUACCCUACCCUAUCUACCUUGCCUCAAAUCUAUAUUAAUGUCAUUUGUCUUUCAAUUUCCUAGAUAUAUAUACAUCACCUGCAUGUCUAUACAUACCGUCAUGUUUUCAUUUUUCGCCCUUUCGAUAUAUACCCCGUUGUUUUCCGUUAUCCCUUACCCAUUACCCAUUACCCAUUACCCAUUACCCCUAACCCCCAACCCCCAACCUUUAUAUGAUGCGCCACGCUGCGUUUAAAGUCACUAUCUCCCUAUGUCCCAUCUAUCCUAUCCAUCACUGAUAGUCAUUUUAGUUAGGAGUAUAAAUGUGGGAGAAGAGCAUUGAUCGAUUGAUUGGUUGAUGAAUGAAUAAAUGGAUAGAUAGAUGGAAGAACUAUUUGACGCCAUGUAUAGAGUGAAAAUACAUAUGAAUAUUAUGUCAGGUCACAUGUUCUGGCUUAUUAAUCCUUCCACCAUAUAACUUCUCACAAGCUAGUAACCUUUUCAAUCAAGCAAGCUUUACACCUUCCACAGGUUAUAAGGCCUGCUUUGUGCACAAACACGGUCA